GGGCUGAGAGUGGAGGUUUCUUGGGCGUGGGCAUGUGUCGAUCAUCUUCUAUGAACUUCCUAGCUGCCGUAAUACAAGCCUUGGCACCGGGCAGCACGCGGCUUUACUGUGCAUCCAGGUUUCGUCAUCUUCUGUCAGGCAAGCACAAUCCCGUGGACCCCUCCCCAGCCACCGCGUCUGCCUUCUUCUCUCUGCGACGAGUGCUGUCGCGCCCAUCUUCUCCGUUACCUCGAAGGCUGUGUAUAUACACGGCGCGCCCGUGACCACGUUCCGUAGCCGUUUUGUAGGCACCCUGAGCACAUACUUACAUACGCCCGCCGCAGUUGUUCAUCUAUCCUGCGCGCUGACCACACUUCCACGGAUAACAGUCCCCUUCAUUCUCGCACCCACAUCUAAGUCUCGCGCCAAGGGACUUGCUAUUACUUGCAUUGCCUACUACU
Molecule: messenger RNA, 440 nt
Organism: Bipolaris sorokiniana ND90Pr
Lineage: Eukaryota; Fungi; Ascomycota; Dothideomycetes; Pleosporales; Pleosporaceae
Exons: 1
Coding region: 33-263 (76 amino acids)
Source: RefSeq, a predicted model, not a curated record